Molecule: messenger RNA, 1644 nt
Organism: Pelodiscus sinensis (Chinese soft-shelled turtle)
Lineage: Eukaryota; Metazoa; Chordata; Testudines; Trionychidae
Gene: HEPACAM2
Product: HEPACAM family member 2
Biological process (GO): centrosome cycle
Cellular component (GO): Golgi apparatus; midbody; centrosome
Source: RefSeq, a predicted model, not a curated record
CAGGUGUUCCCACUCCCUGUGUCCUUUGUAUACACAUAUUCAAAUCACACAAGGUAGUAGGCAGGAUAGAGUCUGUUAACUCAUUACUAAUUUCCCUGGCAAAUAAGCCAGCAGCUGCUGGACCAAGCACUAACUUAGCACUGAAAAGAAGAUAUUUGCAUGGGACAGGAUGCUUUCAUGGAGCCCUUUAGCAACACAUUUUGUGACUUGCAGUGCAAUAUAUAUUUUCUACUUUUAGGUAUUUGUUCUGCGCUAAGACUGACAGUACCAUCACAAACUAUACAUGGCAUUGAAGGACAACCUCUCCAUCUUACUGUUGAUUACAAUUUCAACACUACAGCUUCUGAAAUACAGAUAAUAUGGCUAUUUGAAAAACCUCAGAGUAACCCCAAAUAUUUACUUGGCUCUGUGAAUCAGUCAGUAAUACCAGACCUAGAAUAUAAGCAUAAGUUUACCCUCGUACCGCCUAAUGCGUCUUUGAUGAUCAAUCCAUUACAUGUUACUGAUGAAGGCAAUUACAUUGUAAAAGUCAAUGUCCAUGGAAAUGGGACAAUAUCAGCCAAUCAAAAAAUUCAAGUUACUGUUGAUGUUCCUGUCACAAAGCCAGUUGUACAAAUUGAACCUUCUUCGGGGGUAGUGGAGUAUGUGGGGAACAUGACGUUAACCUGUGUUGUUGGAAAAGGUACAAGGAUAGGAUACCAGUGGAUGAAAAAUGGGAAACUUAUGUAUGCCGGUUCUAGUUACACCUUUUCCUCAAACAAUGACACAGUUUUAAUUGUCCCCGUCAUGAAAGAAGACAUUGGGAAUUACAGCUGUUUGGCAACUAAUCCUGUGAGUGCGAUGGAAAGUGAGAUAAUUACACCAACUAUAUUUUAUGGACCUUAUGGACUAACAGUUAAUUCAGAUAGAGGACUGAAAGUAGGAGAGGUGUUUACAGUUGAUAUAGGAGAAGCUAUCCUAUUUGAUUGCUCAGCGGACUCAAAUCCUCCCAAUACUUACUCUUGGAUCCGAAGGGCUAACAAUACUACACAUGUUAUCAAAUAUGGACCCCACCUGGAAGUUGUAUCUGAAAAAGUGGCCCAGUCAACAAUAGAUUAUAUGUGCUGUGCUUACAACAAUGUGACUGGAAAGCAGGACGAAACUCAUUUCACAGUGAUCAUUACAUCUGUAGGACUGGAGAAACUUGCUCAGAAAGGAAAAUCUUUGUCAUCUCUAGCAGUAAUAACAGGAAUUUCAUUAUUUUUGAUCGUAUCUUUGUCCCUUGUAUUCUUAUGGAAAAGAUAUCAGCCACAUAAAGUUAUACAUCGGAAGUUGCAGAGCAGGCCUGGAGCAGAUUACAGAAAAGCACAGACAUUCUCAGGGCAUGAAAGUGCUCUGGAUGACUUUGGAAUCUAUGAAUUUGUUGCUUUUCCAGAUCCUACUGGUGUUCCUACAGUUCCAAGUCAUUCUGUUUCUAGCUCUGACUUUGUCCAAGGGCAGGAUUUACACAGUACAGUUUAUGAAGUUAUUCAGCAUAUUCCAGAACAACAGGAAGAUCAAGAAGGUACAUGAAGAUGCAAGCACAGCAAAUCAAGAUAUCCUAAUACAUAUGAUCUAUAUGUUUACCGGAAAUGGAAAGCAAAUGGCAACAGCUUUCAAAAUGGC